GGGGGUAUUCCAAGAAGCAAUGGGGCCAGGCGACAAUCGGCUAGCUUCCCCCUAGCCAAAGGCAGAUUUGAGCCGCAGGGGACCCAACGCCUGGGCCCUGGCCUCCCCGCUGACUGCCCUCCCGUCUGGAUAGCGAGCGGGUAGAAGUCAGGGAUCACCUCGCUGGGCUGAGGCCAGCCGUGGCGCAAGCGGCUUUCCUCUAAGUGGCGGGGUUCAGAGCUAGCCAGGCGCUCACAAUGCGGGUUCGCGCCCUCGGGGCUGGAGCGGGCGUGUUGCCAUGACAGCGGCCCCCGAGGCGCGCGCCUGGACCAGCCGCCCCCAGGUGCGCGCGCAGACUCCCCCCGCCCCGACUCCCCCGUUGCUGUGCGCACCCCCCUCCGGCAGUGGGAAGGGGCCGGGCCUGCUGCUUGACGUCGGUGCAGGGCUCGGAAGAUGGCUGCGGAGCCGAGCAACGGGCAGUGGCUGCGGCGGCGGCAGCGGGCGGGGAGCGCUGCGGGAGGGGGCUCCGCCUUGCGCGUGGGGCGCUGAGUCGAGAGGCGCGGAGGCGGCGAGGGCGCGCUGGGGUCUUGGGGCUGUUCGGCGCCGCCUCCCUGCCACCCGCCUCACCAUGGGCAGCGCGGAAGAUGCAGUCAAAGAGAAACUGCUGUGGAACGUGAAAAAGGAGGUGAAGCAAAUCAUGGAGGAGGCUGUCACCAGGAAGUUUGUGCACGAGGAUAGCAGCCAUAUCUUUGCUCUGUGUGGUGCUGUCCCUGCUUGCCCUCAUGGUUGGAUGGAGCCAUUCAUGCCAACCCCAGCAGGUAGCUUUGGUCUUCACAGCCCCCCAAGGGUGAUGCUUCAUACAGGAGCCAUGCAUAUACCAGGUGCUGUAGAGGCUUGCCUCCUGCAUCAACUGAGACGUCGUGCUGCUGGCUUCCUGCGCAGUGACAAGAUGGCAGCCCUGUUCACCAAGGUGGGGAAAACGUGCCCUGUGGCUGGGGAGAUUUGCCACAAGGUACAGGAGCUGCAGCAACAAGUAGAGGGCAGGAGACCCUCAGGAGGCAGCCAGGAGGCCCUGAGGAAACAGGGUUCAGCUGGCGGGAAGGCCCUGGCCCUCAGUCCACAGGCCUUGAAGCACAUAUGGGUACGCACAGCACUUAUGGAGAAAGUUCUGGACAGGGUUGUGCAGUACCUGGCGGAGAACUGCAGCAAGUACUAUGAGAAGGAAGCAUUACUGGCAGACCCUGUGUUUGGCCCUAUCCUGGCCUCUCUUCUAGUGGGACCCUGUGCCUUGGAAUACACAAAGCUCAAGACGGCUGAUCACUAUUGGACUGACCCCUCUGCUGAUGAGCUAGUCCAGAGGCACCGUAUCCGGGGUCCCCCUAGUCGCCAGGAUUCUCCUGCAAAGCGCCCUGCCCUGGGGAUCCGGAAGCGACAUUCUAGUGGCAGUGCAUCAGAGGACAGGCUAGCUGCCUGUGCCCGCGAGUAUGUGGAGUCCCUGCACCAGAACUCAAGAACACGGCUGCUCUAUGGCAAGAACAACGUGCUGGUGCAGCCGAAGGAGGACAUGGAGGCUGUCCCUGGCUACCUCUCCUUACACCAGUCUGCAGAGAGCCUGACUUUGAAGUGGACCCCCAACCAGCUCAUGAAUGGAACUCUGGGGGACACUGAGCUGGAAAAGAGUGUUUACUGGGACUAUGCCCUGGUGGUGCCCUUCAGUCAGAUCGUCUGCAUCCACUGCCAUCAACAAAAGAGCGGUGGCACACUUGUGCUGGUGAGCCAGGACGGCAUCCAGAGGCCACCACUGCACUUCCCCCAGGGAGGACACCUGCUGUCCUUUCUGUCCUGUCUGGAGAAUGGACUGCUGCCUCGAGGACAGCUUGAACCCCCGCUGUGGACCCAGCAGGGGAAGGGCAAGGUGUUCCCCAAGCUGCGGAAACGCAGCAGCAUGCGAUCUGUGGAUGUGGAGGAGCUGGGCAUGGGGCGGGCCACAGACUACGUGUUCCGGAUCAUCUACCCCGGGCAUAGGCACGAGCACAUCACUAUUAACUACCACCACCUAGCGGCCAGCCGCGCGGCCUCGGUGGACGAUGAUGAGGAAGAGGAGGAUAAACUACACGCGAUGCUCUCAAUGAUCUGCUCGCGGAACCUCACAGCUCCCAAUCCGAUGAAAGAUGCUGGUGACAUGAUUGAGAUGCAGGGCUUUGGGCCGAGCCUGGCAACGUGGCACCUGGAGCCCCUGUGCAGCCAGGGUUCCUCUUGCCUCUCCUGCUCCUCCAGCAGCUCUCCAUAUGCAACUCCCAGUCACUGCAGCUGUGUCCCAGACCGGUUGCCCCUCAGGCUGCUGUGUGAGAGUAUGAAGAGGCAGAUUGUGUCCCGGGCCUUCUAUGGCUGGCUGGCCUACUGCCGCCACCUAUCCACGGUACGAACCCACCUGUCAGCACUGGUGCAUCACAACAUUAUCCCACCUGACCGGCCUCCAGGGGCCUCAGGAGGCCUCACCAAGGAUGUGUGGAGCAAGUAUCAGAAGGACAAAAAGAACUAUAAGGAGCUGGAGCUACUGCGGCAGGUCUACUAUGGAGGUGUGGAACAUGAGAUCCGCAAGGACGUCUGGCCCUUCCUCCUUGGCCACUAUAAGUUUGGCAUGAGCAAGAAGGAGAUGGAACAGGGCCAAAGAUCCAGUGCCUGCCAACCCCUAAGGAGAAGGCCCUGGUACACUCUCCCCUCCAUGGUCAUGGUGUGGUCUAAGCACAGGUGGACACAGCGGUGGCAGCAAGGCAGCAGCAUCGACAGCCACGUGCAGCGCCUCAUCCACCGAGACUCCACCAUCAGCAAUGAUGUGUUUAUCUCUGUGGAUGAUCUGGAGCCCCCAGGGCCUCAGGGCCCCGAAGAUUCCAGACCAAAGCCUGAGCAGGAGCCAGGAGCUGGGACUCCGGGCACAGCCAUGGUGGAGCAGCAGCAGUCAGUGGAGUUUGAUUCUCCAGACUCAGGACUGCCGUCUUCCCGCAAUUACUCUGUGGCAUCAGGCAUCCAGUCCAGCCUAGAUGAGGGUCAGAGUGUGGGCUUUGAAGAGGAUGGUGGUGGAGAAGAAGGCUCUGAUGGGCCAGCCCCUGUGGCCCACAGUUUCUCUGAGCCUCAGGAUCCCAGCCAAGAAAAGGCUUCGCGGGCCAGUGAGCUGGAGGCAGCAGGAGAGCUUGCAGCUGUGUGUACUGCAGCCUACGCUAUAGAAUUACUGGACACCGUGGCCUUAAAUCUGCACCGCAUAGACAAGGACGUGCAGAGAUGUGACCGGAAUUACUGGUAUUUCACACCCCCCAACCUCGAGCGGCUCAGAGACAUCAUGUGCAGCUAUGUGUGGGAGCACCUGGACGUGGGCUAUGUGCAGGGCAUGUGUGAUCUGCUGGCACCUCUCCUGGUUAUCCUUGACAAUGAUCAGCUGGCCUACAGCUGCUUCAGUCACCUCAUGAAGAGGAUGAGCCAGAACUUCCCCAAUGGGGGCGCCAUGGACACUCACUUUGCCAAUAUGCGCUCCCUCAUCCAGAUCCUGGACUCUGAGCUGUUUGAGCUGAUGCAUCAGAACGGAGACUAUACCCACUUCUACUUCUGUUACCGCUGGUUCCUGCUGGAUUUUAAGAGAGAGCUGCUGUAUGAAGAUGUGUUUGCUGUAUGGGAGGUGAUCUGGGCAGCCAGGCACAUCUCAUCAGAGCACUUUGUGUUGUUCAUUGCCCUGGCCCUGGUGGAGGCCUACCGAGAGAUCAUCCGUGACAACAACAUGGACUUCACUGACAUCAUCAAGUUCUUCAAUGAGCGGGCUGAGCAUCACGAUGCCCAGGAGAUCCUGCGGAUUGCCCGGGACCUCGUCCACAAGGUGCAGAUGCUGAUAGAGAACAAGUGAGGGCUGUAGCCAGGGGCUGCAUGGAGAGCCUGGGCACCAGGCCCCUGGGCUCCAGCAGGGAGAGGUGCAGGGGCAUUACAGCUGAUUGCUCCAACCUCCAGCCGUCCCUGCCUGCACAGCUGUGUUCCUAACAAAGUGAUUGUGAGCCUGGGAUCCGACUCCAGGCUGUGCUGACCCUGCAGGGCAAGUCAGCACCAGGCUGCCCUCAGAUCAGGGAUGGGAUGGGAGGGGUUGGCCUCAGGGAGCAGCUGCCUUGGGGGACACCUACUCUGUUCUCCUCUUAAACAACUCUAAAUAGCCCCACUGCCACCUGUAGCCACAGCCUGGACUGUUCCCCUAUGCCUCUCUCAAGUCAACCUGGGGCCCUCUGGAGCUACCAGGGACUAUAGUGGCCUGGGCCCCAUCUGUCAAGAGUUGAGGGGUACAAGGGGCUGUGUGUAUAUCUCCUGAUAGCCCCUUUGCAGUCCCAGUUGGGGCAGCUGGAACAGCUGCUCUUUAGGGCAUGUGUCCUGGGAACAGGAGACCUGAGCUGCCUUCCAGGCCCUCCCCCAAGAUUCUGGGGCAGUCAGAUGUGGGUCCUCGUGGGAGCUACCCACACCACUUAGCAGCACUGCCACCGCCUCUAGUCACCUGAGGUGAACUCAAGUGCUCCCCCAUACUGUACAGGUCACCUGCGUGUGUCCGUACAGUGUCACUCUUACCUCCCAGUCCUUUCUUUAUGUAUUAGAUAUAUCCUUAAAACUGUGUAAGUAACACUCUUGCUAGUUGGAUGAUCUGGAACACAGCUGGAACAUUAGCUCUCCAGAGGAACCCCAGGGUGAUUUCAUAGGGAAGCAAUCCUGUCACAGCCUCCUCUCAGGGACAGGCCUGAGCUUAGGAGCAGCUUGUUGCCUGUCCCAGGCAUCCAAUGAGUCCCUGAGGCUCAGGGAUGUGGGGGUUGCCUGGGGUCUCCCCAGUCCCUGGUGAAAAGAAAGGCCUGCUCUGCUUUCCACAGGCUUCUCAGGAUGCUGAGAGGCCUAGGGACCCAGAAACCCCUAAGAGGAGCUACACUACCAGGGGUGCCAGGAAGGGUGUGGUGCCUGACCUGAGGCUUAGGCAUGCUGCUUGCUCUGUUAACCCCACAGCCCCUUCCACUUAGUACAUGCUAGGCCUGGCCCUGGGACCUGGAGGACAUACCUGGGCUUGGGGCCUAACCAACAGUCGCCAAGGUAUGCAGACUUCCCACAUUUUGGGAACCAUGAGAAAAGAUCCAGCAGCUGUUCUACAUCUAGCCCAGUCUUCCCAGCCCACCCGUCCCUGGACACUGCAUGGCCUGUUUGGGGGCCAGUCCACCCCAUUGCCCACCCCUGUCCAUGAGUUUUUGGCCUCCACCAGCACGGUGGUCAUUGUGUGCCUGCCUUAGUGACUCAGUGGUUUUGUGAGGAGCAGAGUAUAUAUGUUUUUGGCUCAGAAACUAUACUCUUCAGUGUAAACGACCAAUAAACACAGCAUUUG
Sciurus carolinensis (gray squirrel) is the source of this 5365-nucleotide messenger RNA. RefSeq names its product small G protein signaling modulator 2 (gene Sgsm2). The record is from RefSeq and is a predicted model, not a curated record. Gene Ontology annotation, molecular function: GTPase activator activity. Bases 278 to 3871 code for a protein of 1197 amino acids. The transcript is spliced from 26 exons. Lineage: Eukaryota; Metazoa; Chordata; Mammalia; Rodentia; Sciuridae.